Messenger RNA from Saprolegnia diclina VS20, 1115 nucleotides. RefSeq lists its product as hypothetical. The record is from RefSeq and is a predicted model, not a curated record. Gene Ontology annotation, molecular function: protein-folding chaperone binding. The transcript is spliced from 5 exons. NCBI's taxonomy places the organism in Eukaryota, Oomycota, Saprolegniomycetes, Saprolegniales, Saprolegniaceae. The coding region runs from base 11 to 1054 and encodes 347 amino acids.
CGAAAUUGGCAUGAUGGCAGCUGCGGCCACGGGCAAUGCCCACUACGUCGAGGAAGAGUAUGAGCUCGCGGUGCAAGCGUACACGGCGGCGCUGAAGGACGACGCGACGAGCGCCGACGCUCUCUCGAAGCGCGCCGCUGCCUACCUCAAGCUCAACCAGCUGGAGCCUGCGCUCCGGGACGCGUCGGCGGCCGUGGCCCAGGACCCGUCGCUCCUCAUGGCGUACCAGCGCCAAGGCAUUGCGCUCUUCGGCCUCGAGCGCUUUCGCGAGGCGAAGGCUGCCUUUACGAUCGGCAAGGACAAGGCUGGCAACCACGACCAAGCGCUGGCACGUUUCAAGACAUGGCUGCGGAAGUGCGACGCCGAGCUCGAAGACGAAGACGAGCUUCCGGAGCCCAAGGCUGUGGCUCCCGCGCCUGUGCCCGUCGCGGCGCCGUCCAAGCCCGCACUCCGCCACGAAUGGUACCAAAGCGGAACGCAUGUGACGCUCUCGCUGAUGCAGAAGGGUCUCCAGCCGGACGACGUGACGGUGACCUUUUCGCCCAACCACCUGCACGUGCAGUUCCGCAUCAAUGGCGAGAUCAUCGACGCAUUCCAGAAGCAGCUGUACGGCGCAAUCGUCGAGGCCGAGUCGUCCUUCCGCGUCUCGAGCGUCAAGGUUGAGCUGCGCCUCAAGAAGGCCAACGAAGGCUUUGCGUGGGACCAGCUCGAGGGCCACGGCCUUGUGGCACCGACGGGCGCGCUGCCGCUGCCGACGCCCGCCGUGCUCUCCGCGCCGCCCAAGCCGUACGCGAGCAAGCGCGAUUGGAAUAAGAUUGACAAGACAAUUGGCGAAGAGCUCGAGGCGGAGAAGCCCGAGGGCGAGGCCGCGAUGCAGAAGCUCUUUGCCGACAUUUACGCCAAGGCCGACGAGGACACGCGCCGGGCCAUGAACAAGUCCUUUCAAACGUCUGGUGGCACCGUGCUCUCGACCAACUGGAAGGAAGUCAAGGCAAAGGACUAUGAAGAGGAGAAGCCCGUGCCGGAAGGCAUGCAGUGGAAGAAGUGGGGCUAACCUGCCACGUCAAGGCCGAGGUGGCGACCACAUACCGUAAAUAUACGCACUUAUACGUUGA